Molecule: messenger RNA, 489 nt
Organism: Acyrthosiphon pisum (pea aphid)
Lineage: Eukaryota; Metazoa; Arthropoda; Insecta; Hemiptera; Aphididae
Product: pyrethroid hydrolase Ces2a-like
Exons: 1
Coding region: 1-489 (162 amino acids)
Source: RefSeq, a predicted model, not a curated record
AUGGUACCGUUAAAUCAAGCACGGUCGUCCGCCAUGGGAUGUCGAAACCGGAUGCGAGGGUCAUCGCUGCUGUUGGCGGCCUACGUGUGUGUCUGCGUCUGGGGCAGCCAAGUCCAGUCACAGAGAGCCGGCGGCGGCAACCGGGAUGCGCCGGUGGUCAACAUCCCCAGGCAAGGCGCCGUUUCCGGUGUUGAAGUGCAGCUCAACAAGAUCGGAAACAGGGCCUGGACGUAUCUGGGUAUACCGUUCGCUAAACCACCCAUCGGCAACUUGCGGUUUGCACCGCCUGAUGUCGAUCCACCGCCCACGUGGAGCGGCGUCCUCGUUGGGUCUGCACACAAACCAGCCUGCAUCCCGGACCCGCCAGUCCGGUCACAUCCCGUCCAUCGGCUGUUCUCCACCGUCAGCCCUGGUCCUGUCAAGAUUUCCGAGGACUGUCUGUACUUGAACGUCUAUAGACCCGAAGGUAACGAGCUCGUUAGUCGUUAG